AUGCUCAACUGGUGGCUGAUUGUGAUCCUGGUCGUCGUCGCCCUGCUGUGCGUGGGGCUGGGCCUCUACGUCCUCUUCUACUUUGUCUCGGAGGACGACGACGGCGGGGACUACGGCGCGCGGGCCAUCGUCGUCCUCGGCAUGGUGGUUGCCAUGGGCGUCGUGCUGCUGCUACCGCUGGACGUCGCCAACGCCACCGACCCCACCGUGCCGCACAAGUACUCGAACACCCUCAACACGCAGCUCAUGUGGCAGAUUGUGCUUUGGAUCCUCCUCAUCCUGGCCCUCGUCGUGGUGCCCUUCGUGAUGUUCUUCUACGAGGCCUUCGACCCGGAGAAGAACAGGCUCGGCAAGCAGAUUCUGCAGGCGGUGCUCUACACCCUUGCCGUCUUUGGCGUGUUUGCCAUCAUCUGCGGCGUGUGCUACAGCCUGGUGGGGGUGGCGCGGGUGCCGGUGAAGACGUACGUGGGAUUCCCACAACUCGUCGUCGACGUGGACGACGUUGUGUACAACGGCUCACGGGGCUCUGCCUACGAGGACAUCGGUGUCAGCUUCUUCACCUACUGCGUCGGCCUGAUGUGUUUCAUUGGCUGGAUCGCCUUCUUCUUCUACGGCGGAGUGGGGCUCGUGUCCUUCCCCAUCGACCUCAUCCUCGGCUUCGUGAGGCGGACCAAGGCGAUCAGUGGCUCCCGCUUCGCGGAGGAGAUGGCCAUCGUCGCAGCCAAAAGCGAUGCCCUGCUGGAGUUGUCGCUGGAGUUGCAGCGGAAGUGCCGUGGCAGCAUCAGCGCCUCGCAGCGGAACAAGAUCAACAUCCUGCGCAACGAGACGUACCUGCUCGAGGCACAGCAGGAGCAGCUUAUAUGGGCCUACACAAAGGCGGGUGGCUCCCCCUUCGUCGUCUACGGCCGUCUUUUGCUGGGCAUCGUCUCCUGCGGCAUGAGUCUGGCGUGGAUCCUGCAUAUCUUCAUCUACAACACCUUUGACGUCUCCCCCUUCCUCAACAACAUUCUCACCGCGCUGGACGGCGUCUUUGCGCUCUUCGGCGUCAUCGCCUACGGGGUGUUUGUCUUUUACCUGAUGUGGGUGACCUUUGAGGGGCAGGUGCGCCUCGGCAUGCGGCUUGUGUUCCUGCAGAUUCAUCCGCUGAAGCCACACGACACGACACUCAACUCGCUGCUGUUUAACGUGUCACUGUGCCUCCUGACGGGCCCUGCCAUUGUGGAGUUUGCCGCCCGCUCCUUUCAAGAGUACGGCCCACUCACGGCGAUCAACGCACUAAUGAACAUUUAUGUGCUGCACCUGAAGGGCAUCGGGUGCUUCAUCAAGUGGGCCCAGCUUUGCUUCGUUGGCAUCUCGCUACUGUCAGUGGUCUGGGUGCUUCUGUGCCCCGUGAAGGUGCGGCGCAGGGACCCGACGAAGCUGCGGCUUUGA
Trypanosoma conorhini is the source of this 1431-nucleotide messenger RNA. Its product is annotated as LMBR1 domain-containing protein 1. The record is from RefSeq and is a predicted model, not a curated record. NCBI's taxonomy places the organism in Eukaryota, Euglenozoa, Kinetoplastea, Trypanosomatida, Trypanosomatidae. Bases 1 to 1431 code for a protein of 476 amino acids. The transcript has a single exon.